UUAGUGUGUUAAAUAGUUUUGACGCUGCUCCGACAUGGCCCAGUGUGUUCAGUCUGUACAGGAGUUUGUUCAGGACUCGUUUGUCCCGAUGGUGGCCGUCUUAUGUAGUGAAGAAGCAGAGAGGGUGACUCGCAAGAACAACCUGAAUUUUGCGGAGCUCCUCAGGCCUUUCUGCAGACUUACGUCUGAAGGUCACAUCCGAGAUCCCAACAACCAGGUCCAGGUUGUGAAAAACCUACGUAUUCGUGUGAACAAUGUAGUGUCAAGUCCAACAACAGCAUCUACUACCCUCAGCCCUGCCCAACGUCAGCUGCUCAGUGAUGUAGUAUUAUCCUGCCAGCCCCAAGAAGGUGCUUUGACCAAUUUGAUUAUGGCAGGAGACUAUGAGCUCAAUUUCAGUGUAACAACACCCUGGUUUGAAGCCUACAGGGAGAACUUCCUGCAUUCAAUGCCUGCCUCUGAUCAUGAGUUCCUCAAUCAUUACCUUGCCUGCCUGCUGGUGGUAUCGUCCACUGAGACAGUCCCCGUGGAGCAGUUCCUCAAGCUUUCUCAAGAGCAGCACAGAAUUCAGCACAGUGGAGAAUACACUAAUCCCAAGUGGUUUAUUCCUAACACACUCAAGUACUAUGUCUUACUGCAUGACAUGUGUGAGGGGGAUGAAGAAAGGGCAGAUGUGGUUUAUGAGGAUAUGAAACAGAGGUAUGGUCCUCAGGGCUGCUAUCUGUUGAAAAUGAACUCUCGUACCUUCUCAGCUGGUGAGGAUGAACAGAUUCCAGAUCCCUGGACUCAAUACCUGCACAAGAAUAAUCUUCGUAACCAGGAUGUAUUUGAUGAUCCAGCUCCAACGCUGAAUAGUGCUGCUGUAGAGAACAAUAUUAGUGGGCCUGAAGUAGACUGCAAUUACUCAGCUGAGAAAGCAGGUGAGAUGUCCAGUAACCUAGAAAGCCAUCCUCUACAGCUAGACAGCAGCUCGGAGAACCUGCAUAACCUCAGCGUUGUGCACAGUGACAUGAAGAAAGUUGUUAAAGAUCCAGACAGCCUGGCUUUGGCUGGAGGGAGCCAUGGGGCAUGUCUGACCCUGAAUGACCAUGACCACAUACGACAAUUUAUCCAAGAAUUUACCUUCAGAGGCCUGCUGCCACACAUAGAGAAGACCAUCAGACAGCUGAAUGACCAGCUAGUAUCCAGGAAGGGUCUGAGUCGGUCUCUAUUCACUGCAACCAAGAAGUGGUUUGGUGGAGGAAAAGCUCCAGAGAAGAGCAGCAGUGAACCAAAGAGCACAUGCGGUCUUCUAUAUCCCCCAGAAGCCCCUGAGCUGCAGAUCAGGAAGAUGGCUGACCUGUGCUUCCUGGUUCAGCACUAUGAGUUGGCUUACAGCUGUUAUCAUACUGCCAAGAAAGAUUUCCUGUCAGACCAGGCCAUGCUAUAUGCUGCUGGGGCACUGGAAAUGGCUGCAGUGUCCGCCUUUUUACAGGGCGGAGCAUCGAGACCUUAUCCAGCACACUACAUGGACACUUCAAUACAGACGUACAGAGAUGUCUGCAAGAACAUGGUGCUGGCUGAGCGCUGUGCUCUACUCAGUGCUGAAAUACUCAAGAGUCAAGGAAAAUACUCAGAGGCUGCCACUCUUCUCAUUAAGAUGACCAGUGAGGACUCUGACCUGCGGAGUGCUCUGCUGCUGGAGCAGGCUGCCCACUGCUUCAUUAAUAUGCGAAACCCCAUGGUGCGCAAGUUUGCCUUCCAUAUGAUCCUAGCUGGUCAUCGUUUCAGCAAAGCAGGACAGAGGAGGCAUGCACUACGGUGUUACUGCCAAGCCAUGCAGGUGUACAAAGACAGGGGCUGGUCUUUGGCAGAAGAUCACAUCAACUUUACAAUUGGUCGUCAGUCCUUCACACUUCGCCAACCAGAGAAUGCUGUAACAGCUUUCAGACAGAUCCUGAUCAGUGACAGCAGACAGACAGCCAAACAGCAGGGCGCCUUCCUCAGAGAGUACCUCUAUGUUUAUAAGAGCGUGAUGAAUGAAAUCAACCUCCUCCAGCUUCCUCUGCCCUGCAUCCUCAGCUCAGCCACAAGAGUCUACUUUGGACACGAACGCCGCCUGGCAGAAGGAGAAAAACAGGCAGCCACUCAUGUGUCAUUGGACCAGGAAUAUGACCAGGAUUUGUCAACCAUGUGGUGCCAUCUAGAGGAGCAGCUUGUAGCGUCUGCCAAUGGGGGUGCCAUCCCAGUAAAUUUUCAACCCACCCAGUGCUGCCUCAACAGCCAGACAGACAACCUCCGUCACCCGCUCGCUGUGGUGGAAGAGCCAAUCAUAGUGGAGGUGAUGUUCAGGAAUCCUUUGAAGGUUUCUCUGGCCCUGUCCAGCCUCUCACUUCUGUGGAGGUUUACUGUUGACAGUUUCUCUUCAUCAAAGGAGAUGACAGAAGAGACCAUUACUAAUGAGGAAACCUCAGCUGGAGGGAUGAAACAGAAAGAUGAUAUUGUCACCUCUGAAAUCAUCCAGGAGUUUCAUGUGAGUCCAGAGGAGACCAAAAUGGCCCGACUCAGGCUGCUGCCACACAGAACUGGUCAGCUGAACAUUGUGGGUGUAGUGUACAACCUGGCUGCAGCUUCCUCAGGAGAAAUGGCUUCUAGCACUGAAGACCAACAGACACUGGAUUUGAUGGUUCGUGGGAAACAGGAUUUGAAGAUUCGUGGUCCACGACUUAAUCUGACCAAAGAGGACAAGAUGUCAGUUCGGCAUGGUCCAGAUCGACGUCUGGAUCCCAUCAUAACACCACCUAUGCCCCUGAUGGAGGUUUUUUUUCUGCAGUUUCCCACUGCUCUGCUGUGUGGUGAGAUCAGGAAAGCCUAUGUUGAGUUCUGUAAUGUCAGUGGUGUUGCUUUGUGUGGCCUGCGCGUGGCAUCCACACACCCUGCUUUCUUCACCUUUGGCAGCCAGGCCACAACACCUCUCAGCCCGACGUCAGCUGAAAACUGCUCAGCUUAUAAAACUUUGGCUACACCUCUCCAGCUGGACUCAGAGGCACCUGAGAGUUUGGUUUCAGCUGAGGAUUUCAGCCAGCCAUCUGGUGUGAUAGAAAUUCCAAUAGAUGGUAGCACACUGCAACCAGGGGAGUCCACUCAGCUUCCUCUCUGGCUGAGAGGACCAGACCAGGAGGGAGUCCAUGAAAUCAACUUUCUGUUCUACUAUGAAAGCACAGAGAAAGGACUCAAGAUCAGCCACCGGGUGCUGCGCCACACAGUAUUUAUCUGCGCUAGUCGGUCUUUGAGUAUACAGGCAUCGGCCUGCCGCAGCAGUGUUCCGCCACAUCACUGUCUGGAUGACAAAUGCAACGGUGGAACCCUUGUCUUUAUUGAUGUGGAGAACAUCAAUAUGAAUGAAGGUGGUGUGCGAGAGUUCCACAUCGUACAGGUGUCAAGUAGCAGCCAACACUGGCGCCUUCACAAGUACAUCAACCCAAACAAGGAUAAAGACUGUAAACUUGGCAGCAGGGAAAGAGCCAAGCUGUGUUUUAGGGCCACACGAUGCAAACCCCAUGAAGCUACCUCUGAUGCUGUAGAGAAGUACACUUUUGCAGACCUGAAUUUGGGAAACGAACAGAUCAUCAGUUCCUCCACACCAUGUGGGGAUUUCUUCUUCCGCUGCUGCACAAGUUUAGAGUCUCAGGAAGCAUAUGGGACAUCAUCCAAAACAUCAGUUAGCAAGAGUCAAAGCUCUGUACCCACUGAGGACAGAAGUUCAGACAUCACAGAUAUUGCCAAGAAGUGCAAUGAGCUGGACCUCAACGUAAUCGUCAUCUGGAAGGCUUAUGUGGUUGAGGACAACAAACAGCUUAUCCUGGAGGGCCAACUCCAUGUUGCACUGCAGACCAUCGGCAAAGAAGCCAGUUCUUUAACUGCUAAAGAGGAUGCUCAGGAGAUGGUGCUGCUCAAGUUUAAAUCAGAACUGCCUCCUCCAGUCAUUCUUCCUUCUGCAGAGCUUUCUCAGCUCAUUAAAACUAAUCUGCACUACCCUGAAACCUGCACACACCCAUUUGUCCAGGAAAGUCUCUGUUUAGUGCCAGUUACUCUGACUCUGUCCAACUGUUCCUUGGCUCAGGUAGAUGUCAUCAUUGACUUAAGACACAAAAGUGCCAGCCCAGAAUCUCUGGAGGUCCACAGCUCAUUUGCUUGGGUGGGUCAAACCCAGUACAAGCUGCAGCUAAAGCCCAAGGAGGUACUGUGUCUAACACUGCAAGCCUGUUUCCUUCAGGCGGGAGUCUACAAUCUCAGCACUCCACAAGUCUUUGCCAAGCCAGCUGAGCAAAGCACCAUGUGUGAGACAAGUCAGCAGACAGCUAGUCCUGCUCUUAUAAUCAUCAACAAUGCCUGAAAGGAACUCAAUGGCCUUCAGACACAAAUAUCUAGGCUUAACAGAGUCCACAUGAACAUACUUGUGCUUCUGAUCAAGUGGACAGCAGGAAACAGAUAUUUUUUUAGUUCAAUAAAAAAGAUGAACAGAAAUUGCAGAUGAAAUGUUCAGUUUGUGGACUUUUAUGUUAUCAACCAACAAAUAAACUGUAUAUUUCCACAUUACUUUUUUGAACUAGGCCCUCCAAUCAACUGCUUAUGCAGCCUUCAUUAUAUCUACUGUUUAACUUACUGUUUUCCCAUAUGUCACCAGCAUCUCAUUUGGUAUGCAACAAAAAGCCAUUACAAAGUCAUGUGGGGGACACAUGCUGGCACUGGACCUGAUCUAUAAUCGUCGAGCAAAGUCAGAGACAAACUGCUGCACUUAUUUUCAAGAAGUGUGUCCACAAUUAGAUAUCACUACUGGCAGUUUCUAUAUCAUUGGUUCAGUUCAGCUGGACGUACCUUUACUUCCCGACUCUAUAGACUGUUGCUGUCUACUUCAACAACUCCAGUCUGCAAAUUACUGAACUCUGAAGGACCCUUGAUAUUAAAUAGAGCAUUAGUUUUGUCAAUUAUUGCAAUACUGUAACAAGAGCUGUUUACAUCCUGAAUUGUACACCUUUUUAUUAAGUACCAUUUCCUUAUGCAUGCAUUUGAUUUUGUUUCUAGACCAGUGAGUCAAACUGUGUGUUUAACUUCAAUAUAUUGUGACUUAGCUCUUGUAUGCACUUGACUUGAGAUCUUUUCUGGAAAUUAUGUAUUAUAUUUAUAUAUAACAAAUUGGAUGUAAAUAGAAAAUAAAAAAUCUAACUAAUGAUAUGUCAUUGCUUCUGUAUAUUUUCUUCUGGGAAUUUUGGACUGCAGCAAUCUAUAUUACAGAAUUAAAUAUUCACAUGUGGUGGGUAUUUUGUACAAAAUGCAAAUGUACUGUUACAGUUUAACUACAAAAAUAAAAAUGUAAUAUCCA
Messenger RNA from Archocentrus centrarchus (flier cichlid), 5362 nucleotides. RefSeq names its product trafficking protein particle complex subunit 8 (gene trappc8). NCBI's taxonomy places the organism in Eukaryota, Metazoa, Chordata, Actinopteri, Cichliformes, Cichlidae. Gene Ontology annotation, molecular function: protein binding. Bases 35 to 4375 code for a protein of 1446 amino acids. The record is from RefSeq and is a predicted model, not a curated record. Gene Ontology annotation, cellular component: TRAPPIII protein complex. The transcript has 29 exons.